Schistosoma spindalis is the source of this 2616-nucleotide messenger RNA. The record is from the annotation of a GenBank genome assembly. NCBI's taxonomy places the organism in Eukaryota, Metazoa, Platyhelminthes, Trematoda, Strigeidida, Schistosomatidae.
AUGAAGCCAAUCUCAUCCAUACAAGCUAACUCAGAGACCAUAAAGUCACCUGACAAGUACCAAGGAUGGUUAAAAAAACUUGGUGGAAAACUAAAAAUUUGGAAAGAAAGAUAUUAUGUUUUAACAGAUACACAUCUUUACUAUUAUACUGGAACUGACAGAAAAAAACUUCUGGGUGAAUUUUGUUUAGAUUUCGCACAAAUAGAAUCCGAUACUGGUGAUUUAGAAUAUAAUGGGGAUAAAUCAUGUUUAUUACUACUUAAAAUUUACGGUUCUUCAUCACUACAAAACAAUCCUCAUCAUAAUGAUCAUUCACAACAACAACACCACCAAAAUCAAUACCAACAGGUAAUACUUUGUGCCCCUAAUCCACGUGAAAGAAAGUUAUGGUUAAGAGCAAUACGAAAAGUUCUGUACCUACAUUACGGUGGUGCUUUGUUUGGGACACAUUUGGAUGAAGUAUUCCCUUAUACAAAAAGUGACAAUGAAUUUCUACCUCGAAUAGUAUAUGAAACUGUACAAUUUAUUCGAGAGAAUGGAUUAGAUACAGAAGGAAUUUUCAGAAAAUGUGGAAAACAGAAUUCAAUUCAAUCACUAGCUGAUUUAUAUGAUUUAGCAUGUCCAGGACCAAUUCUUAUUCCUAAUGAACAUGAUGUUCAUCUUGUUUCAGGAUUAUUAAAAUAUUAUUUAAGAGAAUUACCUGAACCAGUUAUACCAUAUAAAUAUUAUGAUAAAUUAAAAGCUGCUGGCUAUCGUAUAGCUGAUGGUAAAGAAUUAUCUGAUUUUAUUAAUUUGUUUGACAAUUUACCAUCACCUAACUACAAUCUACUCAAAUAUUUAUGUGAAUUUCUUUAUGAGGUAUCUGAACAUGAAAAACAAAAUCGAAUGUCUAUAGCUAGUUUGGCUAGCAUGUUUGCACCAAAUUUUUUACGUCAACAAGAUGAAGAUCCAUAUAUUGAAAUGUCAGCAUCACAACUCAUCAAUCAUACAGUGACUGAAUUUAUAAAAGCAUAUCAAGUUUUAUUUCCCCAUGAAUUGAAAUCACCUAAUUGGGAUAAGCUAAACAUAAAUAAUCAUAAUAUACAUAUAUUACAUAAUCAUAAAGAUUUAAAUACACUACCAGUAGACUUUAAAAGAAUACAAACUCAAAUGAAUUCCUCAGUGUCUAGAUGUAAAACCACAAAUGAUCGUGAUACAUUGAUGGGAAGAAGUCAGAAUUCAUUUACAGAAUCUGUUAUUUAUGAAAGUCCGAAAAAUUCCCCUUAUCACUCGUUAGUAAAUUCCAGUAACUAUAAUAGUAGCAUUAUUCAUUAUCAUCAUCAUGAGAAUGGUAGACAUCAUCAUGCUACUACAACAACAGUAACUACUACUACUACUAUUUCUAAUAGCAAUAAUAACAAUAAACGACAUAAUAAUGUCAUUACUAAUCCUAUUGAUAAUAUACAUCAAUAUAAUUAUAAUUCUAUUUUAUUAGAUAAUGCCAAAAGUUCACAUGAUGAUCAUACUAAUAACAUUUAUAUGAGAUCACCCAUACGUGAUCAUAUGGACAAUAAUCAUCAACCAGCUACAAUUGAUAAAAAUAAUGAUGCAAAUAAUGAUAUUAAUAAUAGUAAUAAUAAUAAACAGAAAGAAUCCAGACUUCAACUUCGUAAGCUUCAUACAGAAAGUGGUGAAUAUGAAUUAGGCUCACUUGCUGAUGGUGUUUCAGAAGAAAAUUUACAUUCUAUUAGUUAUAAAACAGAUUCCACAGAACAUACAACUAUUAAUGUUUAUGAAACAGAGGAGGAACAACGCUUAGAUAAUGUCGGUCAAAUCAAAUCAAUCAAAAAUACCACGAAAUCAAUUAGAAAAUGUUUCAAUAGUUUACCAGAACAUCGACAUGGUUUAGACUUAACAAAAAAGUCGGCUAAGACGCGUCCCGAAAUUCCACUUCAAUGGUCAUCAUUCCAUAAUGAUCAGAAAUUAUCUCUUGAAAAGAGUAUCACUCCUACUAAUACUACUACUACUACUACUGCUAUACAUCAAACUGAAUCAAAUGAAGCUCGUAUUUCAUUUAAUUUAGAUGAUUUAUCUAAAAUAUAUUUAAACAGUCAGAAAUUGGCCAGUUUACAAACACCACUAAGCAAUACUUCUAUCACGAAUACCACUUCUACUACCACCACUGAUAAUAAUAAUAAUGGAAUAACGAAAGCUGCUAAUGGUAAAAUGUCAAAAGAUUCAUUUCUAAAUGGUCAUAAUAAAACUGAUAUGAAUAACUAUGAUACAUUAAAGAAAAGAGUAUCUCUUAAAGAAUUUAUUGACCGUAAAAGUUCUAGUAAAAUUAUACAAUCUGAAUCAUUCCAUUCCCAUAGUCCAAUGGAACAAAUUCGUUAUUGGCGUUCAAUUGCAUCAGUAGCUCAAGCUAAUGCAGCAGGUCAAUUAGCUAAAACUGAGAAAUUAACUCAAGAAUUAGCCAGAUUACGUUGGGACUUGAGUAUAUCACAUAUGGAAAAUAAUUUAUUACGUCAAAAUUUAGCAUCUGUUCAAGCGGAACUAAAUCAUGUUCGUCAAAUUCCUAAAGACAUUACAAAUUAUAAACAACAUAAUGAAAGUAUACAUCCAAUAUUAUUUCCUUAA